AUGGCAUGGCCCAAGGACAUGCUGGGGCCUGACCUGGAUGGCAGGAGCUGGCCGGAGAUCGAGCGUGCCAGGCUUUGCGCCAAAUCCUGCGUGGACUUCAAGAGUGGGAGCUUCAGGCUCACAUCCGACAUUUGGAAGAAGCAGCCACCGAUACUCAGGCAGACAUGGCAUGGGUGCAGCUGGACAUGCACUGAAUCGCCCUCGCCGAAAUCGGAUUCGGAUCUGUCCGUAGGAGCCCCACCUCGAGUUCGGCCCGGGGAGGAGUUGAGGCAUAGCUUCUACAGCGAUGUCAAGGAAGAGGCUGAGCUGCCUGAAGAGGAGGACUUCACUCAGACUUGGACUGAGAAGACUUCUGCACCGGCGGCUUCGCUCGAGAAGUCUUCCAGGGUGAAGAUUCGGUCACUGGUGACCUCGACUUGCCAGACAGUGGUGAAGGCAAGUUGGGAAGCUCCAGCCCCUCCGCCAGAGCCCCUGGUUUUUUCGGGGCCGCGGCCCGGGCACCGCUCCGCCCUGCAGCUGCUGCAGGACUUCAAGGCAGCUUCUGCUUCUCCUCGGAAGCCAAAGGCGGCGCCAAAAAGGCGGUCCAAGAAGUCCAGGGCGCCGGAGAUGUUUAUCGAGCACCACCACAUCCAUCAGCACCGGCACCGACAUCACCAGGUUGUCACAAGCGAGGAGGAAGCACUACAACGCGCAAGGUGUGCAGGGGCUCCAUUUCACGAUCUGUCGGCAUCACGAGGUCGUGGCCGGCCACCUCGGACCGAGGAACCUUCGCUGCAAAGCUCCGUAUCACUGCCAGUGCUGAACCAAAGACCCAGGAUGGUGUCCUUGGGUGUGCCCACGGCGCGUUUCGGGGCACCCCCGGACCCCGAAAAGCCGGAGCCGCACUACCCGGGGGUGUCCAGCCGCAAGUUCGACGCCCUGGGGGCCCUCAAGGUCUACAGGGAGACAUUGGCCAAGGACAACUCCAUCCGCGCCAACCUGUCACACCUUCAUGCGGCCAAGCCGGGACCAGUUCGCCACAGGCGGCGCCUGGAAGACUUGUUGCCGGGCUUGGGCUCUGUGGCAGAGACCUACGAGCAUCUGGGCUUCCGCCAGGAUCCCAUCACCCGGCGCCGGGUGCUAGAACCCUUCGAGGUGCCAGAAGCGACCUCCAGUCGAGCAAGUGAUCGUCGAUCCAGGAGGAGUGUGGGCAGCCUGAGUCGAAGCCGGUCCAUGCCGGAGCGCAAGUCCCACUUCGACCCGCCUUCUGGGGGCAUUUGCUGCCUGAGUCCAGAGGACCGAAAACUGUUGGUAACGGAGAAGGACAUGAUCAUGCGGAGCGUGGGGCAGAACCGAUUUUUCACCUUCAUUUGA
Messenger RNA from Effrenium voratum, 1353 nucleotides. The record is from the annotation of a GenBank genome assembly. Lineage: Eukaryota; Dinophyceae; Suessiales; Symbiodiniaceae.